GGGCCCGGGCCCCAGAGCGCAGCGGAGGCGGAGGCGGAGCGGAGCGGGCGAGGCAGCGCGGAGCAGAGGCCGGACCAACAGCCGCUCCGCCUCCCUGACCCGCAGGGCCCCGACGGGCGCACCUCGUGGGCUCUCCCGGUGCCCGAAGACAGGCGCAUGGCGCCCGGGGAAACGCGCUGAGCGCGGGUCGCGGCGCCGCGGGCGGCACCAUGGCCCUGGAGCGGGCGCUGCAGGCAGCGCGGCUGGGCGAGCUGGACGUGCUGAAGUCCCUGCAGGGCGCAGGCCUGCUGGGGCCCUCUCUGCGCGAUCCGCUGGACGCGCUGCCAGUGCACCACGCUGCCCGCGCCGGCAAGCUGCACUGCCUGCGCUUCCUGGUGGAGGAGGCCGCCCUGCCCGCCACGGCCCGCGCGCGCAACGGCGCCACGCCGGCCCACGAUGCCGCCGCCACCGGCCACCUCGCCUGCCUGCAGUGGUUGCUCUCGCAGGGCGGCUGCAGGGUGCAGGACAAAGACAAUUCUGGUGCCACAGUCCUGCAUCUGGCUGCCCGCUUCGGCCACCCGGAGGUGGUGGACUGGCUGCUGCAUCAUGGCAGUGGGGAUCCCACUGUGGCCACAGACAUGGGCGCCCUGCCUAUCCACUAUGCCGCCGCCAAAGGAGACUUCCCCUCCCUGAGGCUUCUCAUCAGGCACUACCCUGAGGGAGUGAAUGCCCAAACCAAGAACGGUGCCACGCCCUUGUACCUGGCGUGCCAGGAGGGCCACCUGGAGGUGACGCAGUACCUGGUGCAAGAGUGCGGCGCGAACCCGCACGCGAGCGCCCACGACGGCAUGACCCCGCUGCACGCUGCGGCGCAGAUGGGCCACAGCCCGGUCAUCGUGUGGCUGGUGAGCUGCACAGACGUGAGCCUGUCGGAGCGGGACAAGGAUGGCGCCACGGCCAUGCAUUUCGCGGCGAGCCGCGGCCACGCCAAAGUGCUCAGCUGGCUCCUGCUGCACGGUGGCGAGAUCUCCGCCGACCUGUGGGGCGGGACCCCACUGCAUGACGCCGCCGAGAAUGGGGAGCUGGAGUGCUGCCAGAUCUUGGUAGUGAACGGCGCGGAGCUGGACGUCCGCGACCGCGACGGGUACACGGCCGCCGACCUCUCGGACUACAACGGCCACAGCCACUGCACCCGCUACCUGCGCACCGUGGAGAACCUGAGUGUAGAGCACCGCGUGCUGUCCCGGGAUCCGUCCGCUGAGCUGGAGACCAAGCAACCCGACUCGGGCAUGUCCUCGCCCAAUACCACCAUGUCGGUCCAGCCACCGAACUUUGACCUCAGCUCGCCUACCAGCACCCUCUCCAACUAUGACUCCUGCUCCUCCAGCCACUCCAGCAUGAAGGGCCAGCGCCGCCCCCUGCGUGGGCUUCCCAGUGCAAGGGCUGCAGAUAUACAGAGCUACAUGGACAUGCUGAGCCCGGAGCUGGGCCUGCCCCGUGACAAGAUGGAGAGAAGCACACCACCACCACCCAGCUUCCCUCCGCCACCCCCACCCCCAGGCACCCAACUGCCCCCACCUCCACCAGGCUACCCAGCUCCCAAGCCCCCUGUGGGGCUACAGGCAGCUGACAUCUACAUGCAGACCAAGAACAAACUCCGCCACGUGGGGACUGAGCCCUUCAAGAAGGAGCUGAGCUCCCGCGACGGCCACAACGGGCUGCGGAGGCAGGACUCCAGCCGCAAGCCCCGCGCCUUCAGCAAGCAGCCCAGCACGGGGGACUACUACCGCCAGCUGGGCCGCUGUCCCGGGGAGCCGCCGGCCGCACGCCCGGGCAUGGCGCACAGCGAGGAGGUGCGUGCCCGCCAGCCCGCGCCCGCCGGCCGCCCGGGACCCGGCGGGGCCGCCCGCUUCUCACUCGCUGGCCCCUCCGCUCCCCCGCAGGCGGCGCUGCUCCCCGGGAACCAUGUGCACAACGGCUGCGCCGCGGACCCCAAGGCGUCCAGGGACCUGCCGCCGCCGCCGCCGCCGCCGCCGCCCCUGCCCGAGGCCCUGAGCUCGGCGCCGCCUGCUCCGCCUCUGCCCUUUGAGGGCGCCGGUCCCGGCUGCGGGCAGCGGCGCUCCUCCUCGUCCACUGGCAGCACCAAGUCUUUCAACAUGAUGUCCCCGACGGGCGACAACUCUGAGCUGCUGGCUGAGAUCAAGGCGGGCAAGAGUCUGAAGCCGACGCCGCAGAGCAAGGGGCUGACCACGGUGUUCUCCGGCAGCGGGCAACCGGCCUCCCAGCCCGACUCGCCGCUGCUGCCGGCGUCGCCCGCGCCGUCACGGGCCCGGAGCCCCACCCCGCCGGUUGCAGGACCCCAGCCGCUGCUCAACGGUAGCGUGGCGCCGGCGCCGCCCGCCACCCCUGCGCCUGGCGUGCAGCUCGAUGUGGAGGCGCUCAUCCCCACACACGACGAGCAGGGCCGGCCCAUCCCGGAGUGGAAGCGCCAGGUGAUGGUGCGCAAGCUGCAGCUGAAGAUGCAGGAGGAAGAGGAGCAGAGGCGGAAGGAGGAGGAGGAGGAGGCCCGGCUGGCCAGCAUGCCUGCCUGGAGGCGGGACAUCCUGCGGAAGAAGCUCGAAGAGGAGAGGGAGCAGAAGCGGAAAGAGGAGGAGCGACAGAAGCAGGAGAAGAUGCAGCGGGAGAAAGAGCAGUCGGAGAAGCUGCGGACGCUGGGCUACGACGAGACCAAGCUGGCGCCUUGGCAGCGGCAGAUCAUCCUGAAGAAGGGAGACAUCGCUAAGUACUAGAUGCCGCCCUCCUGUACGCAGCCUUCCGAGUUCGUAGGGGGGCCCCCCAGCUCCCGCCCUGGCCUGGCAGGCCCGGGAGCCGCGCCGCCCUCCCCUCCCGCGCUGGAACCCCUCCCUGACCCUCACCCCAGGCCCCGCAUCCUCAGCCCGGGGUGACGCUGGAGCACGCCCGCCCCCGCAGUCGCCCAGAAAAAGUGCCCAAGCUGUUGACGCAAAAAGAUGCUGCUUAUUUGCAUGCCUACUUACAUAUAUUUGCAUGUUCGUUGAAUGUCAAAAUGUGCAGAGCUCUCCCUAGCCCCGUGGGUGGUGACUUUGAUUUCCCCGCGGGGCGCGCACCGGCUGCAGCCCCCUCCCCCGCACCCCGGAACCCGCGUGGCUGGCGCAUCCUGGGCGGAGGCGGGCCCCACGCUCGGGGAAGGGGUUUUCCUCCCUCCCUGACCCAGAUCUGCGCCCGGCCUAGCCGGGGCCACAUUUCCCAUCCCCGCCAAGGGUUUCCUCUCAGUCAUUUGUUUACCAGAAACGAUGAAAACUGCAAACUGCCCGUCGGGACGGAGUUGCCGCUCCUGGGGCCCCACCUCUGCCCCCACUUCCCUCCAGUUAAGUCUGCGCCCCGUCCCCGGCUAGGCCCCGCGCUCCUCGGACCCUUUCACUGCCCUGGUGGAGUGAGUGGAGGACGAGGGGCCCUGGACCUGCCUCCAACUGCUGCCUCCCCAGUCCCCGCGCCCCCGCCGUCUCGCACCCCCAUUAAAGCGCUCUCAGCCGCCCGGGCCUCACGUUCA
This is a messenger RNA of Equus caballus (horse), 3547 nucleotides long. RefSeq names its product espin (gene ESPN). Gene Ontology annotation, cellular component: cytoplasm. The record is from RefSeq and is a predicted model, not a curated record. Lineage: Eukaryota; Metazoa; Chordata; Mammalia; Perissodactyla; Equidae. Gene Ontology annotation, biological process: actin filament bundle assembly. Gene Ontology annotation, molecular function: actin filament binding.